Molecule: messenger RNA, 900 nt
Organism: Suhomyces tanzawaensis NRRL Y-17324
Lineage: Eukaryota; Fungi; Ascomycota; Pichiomycetes; Serinales; Debaryomycetaceae
Exons: 1
Coding region: 1-900 (299 amino acids)
Biological process (GO): protein folding in endoplasmic reticulum
Cellular component (GO): EMC complex
Molecular function (GO): protein binding
Source: RefSeq, a predicted model, not a curated record
AUGUCUUCAGUUUCUGCACUCAAGAACAAAUUGGUCCUGGUUGCUAGGUCUGGCACCUAUGUCAACUUCGCGCCAAGUCAAGUCCAGAAAUACCAUCAUGAAACUGAAAGAUUCUUGAUGAAUUCUUCGGACGAACUCGAUGCGGUGGAAUUAUUCGAUGUGUACGAAAUGCAGUUCCAUCUUGCAUUGAUCACCAGUCACGACGUGGAGGCCAAGGCUAUAUUAGAUAGACUCGUGGAUCAAUUCGGGUCCAGCGAAAACUCGCAAAGAAUCAGAUUACUCCAGUCCAAGUACCUUGAGGUUAUGGGAGAACCAGAACAGGCAUUGAAAGUGUUAGGCAAUGAUCCAGAUGAGUUGAGGUUAUCAAGAAGGUUGACCACCAACAGUCGUAAGAGUGGUAAUGCUGAGGAAUACAUUGCCAACUUGAAUUUUUACUUGGACUUACAACCAUCCGAUUUGAUAACAUGGGCAGAAUUGGGAGACGAGUACGCCAAGGUAGGACAUUACGACAAAGCAGUGUUCAGUUUACAGGAGAUCUUAUUGCAGGAGCCCUUUGCAUACCCAGUUUUCUACAAGGUGGGGUUAUACAACUACUACCGCUUCUUGCAAGAGGAACAAGCAUUGAAAACCGAACGUAAAGACAAAUUAUGGGAGUUGGUGGAGAUACUACAGGACGCCAGGAACAACUACUUGAGGUCGGUGGAAAUAUGCGACGUGUAUAUCAAAAGUUGGAUUGGAAUCUACCUCAUCAGUUCCCACAAAUUCAACGACAAGUUACGCAAGCUCAAUUCGGUCAAGGAAGUGGCCAAGUUUUUGGAGCAGAACGACAAAUUGAAGACCUUGAGUGAAAAGAAGAUCAGGGAGCUUGACCAGGAAGCCUGGGCACAAAUCAAGCAGUAG